AUGGCUGCGGGGGGCUGCCCGCUGAUGUGGCGGCCCAGUGUGAUCAGGAUCAUGGAGACGGACUCCCUCGGCGCUUCCGCGGCGAGGCGUGCUGCUCGGCGGCGCGGUCGCGCGGCUCUUGAAGCAGCACUGCGGCCGCUGGUUGCGGCACGGGGCGCCCCGGGCUCGUGGGUGGAUCGCGAGCGUGCGUCGAGGCCGGCUUUGCAGAAGAUUGCAGCAGGGGAUCGUGUACCUGGUGUGAUGCGGCUCAGGCGGAACGCUGCCUGGCAUGCGCGCCGCGUGCCGCCUGGCGGGUUCACGGCGGCGUCCUCGGCGGCGCUGUCCUGGGCUGCGAUGCCGCGCGAGACGGAGUCCGACGAAGGCACCGUGCAGUGCGAGAGCGGGGACGUGGACUCGGAGUUGGCUGGGCGGCGCAUGGCUCAUCCUGUGCUGGGGGAGGCGAGCGUCGACGAGGCUGCCGUGGAGUUCGCGGAGCCGCAGGUCUCGCAGGCGCCGAUGCCAGGCGCAGAGGUGACUGACUCUAUGAUCAGCGGGAGCGAGAGCGUGGACGUGGACUCGGAGGUGGCUGCUCGUUGCGUGGCUCAUCCUGAGCCGUCGCGGAGCUCUGGCGCGGCGGUGGCGUGCAGCUACCCUUGCGAUGCACGGCGUAUGAAGUCGGCCGAGGGUGCGGUGCUGGAUGCCUCCUACGCGGCGCAGGGGGAGGCGCGCGGCGGCGCUGUCGCCGAGGAGUUCAUGGACGCGCAGGUCUCGCUGGCGCCGUGUGCAGGCGCUACGCUGGGCGACGGCGUCUCGGAGGCUGUCGCGGUGCCGAAGAGGAAGGCUCGCUGUCGGGAGCUGCUGGAGAAGGCCGAGCGGGACGGCACUUCCCCCUUCUCUCCCGAGGUGACGCUGCUCUACUUCGGCGUCUCCGAGGGCCUCGUCACGGUCGGGGGGUCCAGGGCUGGUGCGGGGAACGUCGCGUUCGGGCUGGUCUUCGUGCCGUCGCGGUGGGCCGUGGACCUGCACGACGUGGUGGCGGAGGUCCAGCGGGAGCUCGGGUGGCCCCGAGGCGCGCCGCUGCUGGGGGUGCUGACCAGCGGCGGGACGCUGUGCGUGGGCGCGGGCAUGCAGGACGUUGGGCAGCCCCCCGCGCAGGCCGUCCUCGUCGACGAGGCCUUCCUGGAGGAGGUCAGCCGGGAGAGCAUGCGCGUGCAGGACACGAUCGACCGGGAGCCUCUGCGGAGCAUCCAGGUGUACGGCGGCAAGCUCCGCGGCUCCGUGCUCGCGGGCCGCGCCCUGCUCGGCCGCGAGGCCACCGACGUCGGCUCGGGCCUGGUCUUCGGGGAGAGCGGCUCUGGGCUCGGCCUGACGAGGCGCGCGAUGGCCCUGCUCGACGCCUGCUACCCGGAGGCGGGCAAGGCGGGCCUGCUGUCGGCCUUCCCGGAGGCGGGGGGCUCGACGGGAGCCGUGUGUCUGGCCGGGGUUGGCGACGGGUCCCCGCGCUACGGGCGCUGCGCCGUGCUGUUGCUGGCGGGCGGCCUGGGCACGGCGAUCAACCUGUGCGGCGUGGCCCCCAUCGGGCCCGAGCUUGAGGUGUUCGACGCGGACGUGCAACGAGGCAUCAUCCGCACCGUCGGCGACCUGCCCCGCGGUGCGGCCGCCGUGGCCGCGCGCCCCGACGGGCGGCGGCCGUCGGUGCCGGCCGCGACGGCGCUGCGGCGCGUGGUGCUGGAGCACGGCGUGUCCGAGUCGCAGGUGUGGGUCGGCCUUCCGCGCGGCUCCACCCGCGACAGCGCGCAGCUGCGGGUCGCGCCGGGCGCGGGGGACUGGGCCCUGUUCCCCUGGGGAGUCGUGUCGGCCGAGGGCAGCCUGCUGCUGCAGGGCGGGAGCCCGCGGCUCGAGGGGGUCUGCAGCAAGGGCAUCGACAGGGUCCAGCUGUUCGUGGCGAAGGCCGACGAGGCCGCCCUGGGCCGACUGGCCGACGCCUACUCCCUCAAGCAGCUGUUCGCCGCGCAGGACACCGAGGCGGCCGCGGACCGGGCGCCCUUUGCGACGCUGUGCCUCCUGGGCGGGAGCGGGCCCUCCUCCAGCGUCCGGGACGAGCGGCUGUACGACGGCGUCGUCGCCGGCGAGGUGGUCCUGGGCUGCGCCGGGGCUUCGAUCCCCUUUGGGGACGACCAGGCCAGUGACGUGGCGAUGCGCCUGCACCGCCAGGCUGCGGGCAUGGUCAUGCUGUACAGCUCGCCGCCGCCAGCGCCGCUUCAGCCCAGCGCGCCGUGCACGGGCGCGCGGGCCUGA
Molecule: messenger RNA, 2277 nt
Organism: Prorocentrum cordatum
Lineage: Eukaryota; Dinophyceae; Prorocentrales; Prorocentraceae
Source: the annotation of a GenBank genome assembly